UUGAAUAUUAUGUAAUGGAUUAGAGCAAGAAAUAAAGGAUGGCUGUUGAUUUCGCGGAUUAUUUCUGGGGGGAGAAGCAUGAAGGCUUUCAGGUGUUGAUGCAGAACAUGAAGGCAAGUCUGCUGGCCUCUAAGGAGCUGGGGGAGUAUGUUAAGGAGGCUUCAGUCAUACAGGAACACAAUACAAAGGCCUAUGGAAAAUUGAGUAGACAGCUGGGAGGGAAUCUAUACUAUGGAACAUUCUCUCCUAUUAUUGCAGCUAUGAAAACCAGUUCUGAGAAACUAAGCCAACUCCAUCAAUCUACCCUCACUAGAAUUAAUGACCUUCUGAAGGAUAUAUUGAAAUAUAAUGAGGAAAUGAAUAAGAAACAUAAACAAAUGAAAGAUGAAGAAUCCUCGACUGCUGAUUGUGUAAAAAGUUUACAAGAUAUUGGAACUUUACUUCACAAACAAAAAGAAUUUUUCAAACAAAAAGUAGCGGAGCUAGAGAAAUUAAAAAGGGACAACACGAACAGCAAGGAUAUGGAGAAGGCCGAGUCUAAAGUGAAGAAAGCCCAGGAGGACUACAGGAACCUGGUGGAUAAGUAUUCCAGUGUGCUCCAGGAGUUUGAUAAGAAGAUGGGAACAUCCUGUAAACAUUUCCAACAGGCUGAGACAUUAUAUUUAACACAAAUGGCCGACUUUAUGCAAACCUACUUGGAGUGUAUUGAUUCAACUCACAAUGAAGUUGGAAAGGUGAACCUUGAGCUUGAGCAGCAUCUAGCUCAUAACAGUGUGGAGAAGUUACUCGAGACUUUUGUGCUUCAAAAAUACACAGGGCUAGAAAAACCAGGUCCUAUUGAGUUCAGUGAACUUCUUGCUACUGGAGGGCCCCCUUCAGAUAUAUCAGACAGAUCGGGAAAUUCUGAUAAAGUUUCUGUCAGCUCCUUACCUAAAAAGGAAUCCAGUGGAGGUUGUCCUGUAGAACUGGUGUUAGAGACGGACGACGGAGUUCAAGAUCUUCCUAAUACCUCUUUACCCCUGGGGGAACUCCCCUCCCCGGGGGGUAACCCCUCCCCCGCAUCCCUUCCUAGUCAAAAGGUUGAGAAUGAUAGGUCUCCGUAUGCUAGUCUGGCAAACUGGAGUGUACCAGGGUUUUUGAAAAGUCGGAAGAAGAAAGAACGAAGUAAGAAAGGGAAAAGUGGAAAAGAGGACGGAACAGAAAACGAAAAUAAGGAGAUAGGAAGUGAUGGUGAGGAACGAAGACGAAGUGAAACCCCAACUCCUGAUCAGACGGAAGAAGGAUACAGUGAACCCCCGCCUGGACCAGUAGAUACGGAUCCAUGGGCGGAUUUUCAUCAACCUCAGAAAAAAAAGUUUUAUUCAGACUCAGAUUCAGAUUCAGAUGAUGAGAUAAAGAAAAUUAAAAUAAAGAUUCGCCCAGUAACAGCCCAGAAUAGAUCUGCGACUUCAGCUAGCGUGGAUGAAUUACAGAAAGCUAUUGGGGGAAUAGAUCUGAUGGUGGCGACACUACCGACAAAGGGAAGAUCGAAGAGUGUGAUGAAAGAAAUGAUCGGUAGUCAUACUCUCAAGUACAAGAAACGAAUGACCCCAACAGUAGAUUUUGAUGGCGGAGUGAAGAGAUCUCAAUCGAGUAAUCUUGUUUCCAAACAUUCUCACGACCUUCUGGGACUCUUCAAUACACAGGAUCCAGUGAGUGAUAUGAGCGGAGAACCCCCUGGAGCAGAGUCCACUAGACUAGACACCAGCAAUAAUAGUAACGAGGUGUCCUCUAUCCUGCAUGAUAUUCAUGAUCUGAACGCGGCCUCUAAAGACGAGGCUGUGUCCCCAACCUCCAGCACUUCACGUGACCCGCCUGUCCGCCCCGCCCCCUAGCCUGAUGAUACCGACGAUAUGGCACCGCCUUCGGAGCCCGCCCCUGCUCCUCCCUCAGGCAGCCCGCCCCCUGUUCCUUCUUCUUUACCGCCCUCUGUCUCUGGUGAGCAACCACCUUGGUCAGAUGCAGCGUGGACGGAAAAUUCGAAAAAGGAGGAAAUAUCCUGGGCUACUGCGUGGGAGGAGCCGGUACAGCCCGCCCUUCCACCCAAACAGAAUGCCCGCCCCGCCUCUGUUCAACGGGAGAAGAUAGCCAGCAGUUUAAUAUCAUUACCUAGACCUCCUUCACGGGCACGCCCAGAACCUAGAUUACGGGGAACCCCAUCACCUACUCCUACAUCCUUCUUGCAAACCACAGCUCUCUCCCUGGCAAGGAGUGAUAGUAUAGGAUCCACUGGAAGUGAUGGUAAAUCAAGUGGACGAAGUGGAAAUGAUUCAUUUUCAUCCAAGUUCCUUGAAUCAAAAUACAGGAGUGAUAGUUUAGGUUCUAAAUCAGACAGUUUUUCAAGAUUUGAGACUGAAGGAUUAAAGACUGGUAGAUCAGGCCCCAUCAUGCCCAUUCCUAGUUCAGAAAGUCCACGCCGGGCGGACUCGGCCACACCCCCUUCCGGUCCCGCCCCUGUCCUUCACUCCUUCGCCACCAGUCGGGGUCCUUCCCCCCUCACACUGGGCGGGGCAGAGGUGGUUCCUCUAGCUGUUGCAUUUCAGGAGGUGGUACACGCGGCGUUUAGGGGAAGAGAUGAAUCCAGGUGUUUAGUAAAGCAACUAGGAGACAUGAUGCUAUCCUUCCCUGCUGGUAUAGUAGCAGUACUAGCUUCUAAUCCAUACCCAGCUCCUCUUCAGUUUAGAAUAAAGAAUGCUGCUCGGCUUGAAUCUGUUUUACCGAACAAGCAGUUGAUUAGCAAGGUGCAGAACCUCUCAACCAUAUCAACACUCGUCUUCGAGUUCAAUAUGACAAACCUCCAGGACCUGUUAAAUAAACAAUCUCAGAUAAACCCUCAUGCUAGUUAUUUCAAUAUAGACAUUCUUAAAUAUCAGAUUUCACCCUUGCCAGGCGCCGCUUCUUGUCCCUUCCAGAUGGUUUCCUACUGGAAGUGUGAAGAUGAGCAUACAGACUUGAGGCUGGACUUCAAGUACAACCAGCACGCCAUGGCCAGGCCAACUCCGUUACUGAAUCUAACAUUAGCAGUUCCAGUGGAUGGAGGAGUUCAAAAUAUGACAAGUCAGCCUAAAGGAACCUGGAAUGGUGAAUCUGGAAGAGCUUUGUGGAGAUUCCCUGACUUGAGUGCAAAUCAGAAUGGAGGAGUUGGAGCAGUCAGAGCGAGGUUUCAGCUCUCCCAGGGUCCAGGCUCUCAAGGUUCUAUAGCAGCACAGUUCAACUGUGAGGGUACUACACUAUCUGGAGUAGAAUUUGAACUGUCUGGGGUAGGAUACAGGGUCUCAUUGGUCAAACGAAGAUUUGUUUCAGGAAAAUAUGUGAGUGAACCUGAUGUUUCCCUGGAUACGAAUAGAUACGCGGCCCCGUCUUCUUUUGAUACAGAGUACUGAAAUAUUUAUCUUGUGUGUAAACAAUAAGCAACAUGGAAGAUAGAAACUAGAAAACAUAAAAUUAUUUUAGUUUUCAACUUAGGAACCUCGUUAUACAUUAUUUUCUUCAAAAAUGGAUCAUCAGAAUUACUUUUAUCUUUAAAAAUCCUUAGAAAAGUUGAAGAUGAAUCUUUGACAAGAUAUUCUAGAUCCCUAAAUCUCUUCCAUUAAAAAUUGACGGACGCCUUAAUUUUUUUGUAACUUUGAAUAGAGAUCUGUCAUUAUUGAGUUCUUUUAAAUCUACAUUUUCUUGUUUUUAUAUAUUUAAUGAGUAAAUGCUCGGAUGUAAUUAUUCCAUAUAUAAUCAAAACACAUUUUGCAUUUCAUCUUCUUAGAAAUGAUUCUUAAGUUUGCUUAAAUUUAAAUUAAACAGCAGUCAAGUAAAAAGUUCAAUUUUCAAUAUUAAAUCUAAAAUACCCGCCCCCCCCCCUUCCUCUUAUCUAACUGUGAAAAACAUUUUUAUUGAUUUUAUUUGAGAUCUGAUCUGGCUCGAAAAUAUAUAACAUAGACAGUAGCUGUUUCAUUUAAAAAGAAACAAAAUAAUAUUAAUUCAGAAGUGACAAAUCAAAUGAAAAUCUAAUCUGCAUUAUUUUUAUGUCGAUCUUUAAUUUCUGGAUCUGGAAAUUAAAGGUGUUUUUGUCAACUUAAACAUCGAUUUUAGAUUAUUUUAGAUCAAAUAACAUUUGAUUUGAUUUUUUUACCUCCCCCCACCCUCUCUUCAAAUUAAUGACUAUUCCCUUUGCACGUUGCAAAGAGGGAUGGAUCGUUUUCAUUUUAUUUUCAAAAACGAUCGUUUCGUUAUGAAAACGAUGACGAAAAAACGAAAGAUUAAACGAUAAUUUUUAAAAAACGAUCUUUUUAAAAAAGAAAUCGUUUUUCAAAAACGGUCGUUAUAAAAACGAUCGUGUUUAUAAAGUAUGUCUUUUCGUUAACGACAACCCUUUGUUUACGAUCGUUAACGACAACCCCUUGUUAACGAUCGUUAACGACGAAACUUUGUAAACGAUCGUUAACAAAGAGAGAAGGAGAGAGGAAACCGAUCUGAAGGGCGUCGGAACUUAUCAUUGAGUAGUUUUAAAGGAAAUAUAUAGAAGUUUAAGCCAGCUAACUACCGUUUUUAUAAAGUUCGUCGUUUCGUUAACGAGCGGUAAUGAUAACUCUGCAUUAACGUUCGUUAACGAUGACCUUUCGUUAACGAAGACCCUUCGUCAACAAUGUCGUCGAAAAACUCCUAUUUUCUUUAAAAACUAUAAU
This is a messenger RNA of Eurytemora carolleeae, 4715 nucleotides long. Its product is annotated as F-BAR domain only protein 2-like. The record is from RefSeq and is a predicted model, not a curated record. Lineage: Eukaryota; Metazoa; Arthropoda; Copepoda; Calanoida; Temoridae. Gene Ontology annotation, biological process: clathrin-dependent endocytosis; clathrin coat assembly. Gene Ontology annotation, cellular component: plasma membrane; clathrin-coated vesicle; clathrin-coated pit.